Molecule: messenger RNA, 2101 nt
Organism: Acanthochromis polyacanthus (spiny chromis)
Lineage: Eukaryota; Metazoa; Chordata; Actinopteri; Pomacentridae
Gene: rab5c
Product: RAB5C, member RAS oncogene family
Exons: 6
Coding region: 294-956 (220 amino acids)
Molecular function (GO): GTP binding; GTPase activity
Source: RefSeq, a predicted model, not a curated record
CUGUUGUCAUUGGUCUAUCAACCGGUGACACACAGUGGGAGGUUCCCGGAAAAAUCUCUAACCGGAAGGGAAGGCCAGAGCCCAAGAAGAAGAAGAAGAAGGAGAAGAGCCGCCGAUGAGCCCAGCGAAAGAAGAAAAAGUAAUCUCCUACUGGUGAGGCCUCUUCUUCCAUCCGACCUGCCCGACCAGAACCAGCUCAUCCUCCAUCCCUCUGCACCAAACCCAGCCCGGAACUUUACCGCUCGUCCUCUUCCCCCGGCUCCUUCCCUCCUCUUUGUUCUGAUCGCUGCGACAUGGCAGGGCGAGGCGGACCAGCUCGGACCAACGGCACGGCGGCGAGCAACAAGAUCUGCCAGUUCAAGCUGGUGCUGCUGGGAGAGUCAGCGGUGGGGAAGUCCAGCCUGGUGCUGCGCUUCGUCAAAGGCCAGUUCCACGAGUACCAGGAGAGCACCAUCGGAGCUGCCUUCCUCACACAGACGGUAUGUUUGGACGACACAACGGUGAAGUUUGAGAUCUGGGACACUGCGGGACAAGAACGGUAUCACAGCUUGGCGCCGAUGUACUACAGAGGAGCUCAGGCUGCCAUCGUGGUUUAUGAUAUCACCAACACAGACACAUUCACACGUGCAAAGAACUGGGUGAAGGAGCUGCAGCGACAAGCCAGCCCCAACAUUGUUAUCGCACUGGCAGGGAACAAAGCCGACCUGGCCAACAAGAGAGCUGUAGAUUUCCAGGAAGCACAAACGUAUGCAGAUGACAACAGUUUGCUCUUCAUGGAAACCUCAGCCAAGACCGCAAUGAAUGUCAACGAGAUUUUUAUGGCCAUAGCCAAGAAGCUUCCCAAGAACGAGCCUCAGGGUGCAGCCGGCACCGGCGGCCGGGCCCGAGGCGGCGUGGACCUGCAGGAGGCGGCGCCGCAGAGCAGGAGCAGCGCGUGCUGCGGGGGCGGGAACUAACAACGCCACCACCAAUCAGCUGCUCCGAUCAACCAGACCAGAUAUCAGCCAGCCAGCCAUCAAACCGACCGGCCGGACCAACAACCCCACCAAUACGAGCACCAAUUAACUGUUUGGCAAACGAGUCGACUCCUGGACGGGUCGGAAACCCAGAAUCCAACACAUUCGCAGAAUCCUAUUUUAAGCCCAGGACUCGCUGACCUAUUGAUGAUGGACACUUGACGUCACCUUUAGGGGGAAGAAGGAAAAAAAAAAAGAUCAGUCAUUAGCAAUGGCACUCACUCACCUUUGUGUCUGUAUUUGUGUAGAAAAAAAAGAUUAAUGCAACAAGAAGGAAUUUAAAAAAGAACCGGCUCCAUCUCGCUUUUUCAGAUGCGCCGUUAAAUCCAGGUGCACGUUUCACUUUUCUGUGUGGGAAAGAAGAUUGAAGGUUUCCACCAGGACAGAUGUUUCCUUCUUGGUAGAGCUGUGUAGAUUGAAUUAUUACAUUAUUAUCGUUAUCACUAUCGUUCUUUCUUUCGACACGGGCUGGUCAGUGUGAUUUUAAAGCCUAAACUCUGAGGUUUUACGAUCAUCCAUCUUCCAGUAUGUUAUCAAAGCCGUAUCCAGUAAAUAGUACUUUAUUAACAUCGUCACCCGUAUGUAAUUUUUAGCAUUAAUGUAAUGAAUCAUCGGUGUAAAAAAGGCAAAGAUCUGUUUUCUCGACCAAAAUCACGUGUGGAAAACAUGCCGCUGUAUUUGUAACAGACUUUUCAAGUUUAUAAUCGAUCAGUAGUUCUUGUCAAAACUUCCCAAAUCUCCACACGAUGUUUCUGUCUACCUUAAUUAUGUUGUGAUGUUAUUAUUAUUUUUCUUUUUUUUAUGUCUUAAUUUUUUUUCUCUGGAGAUCUAAGGUAUUAAAUGCACUGGUUCCGUCUCAUCAUCUUUGUGAAUUUGAGAUGUUCUCCUCGGCUUCUUUUUUUCCUCUUUUCUGUCCUCUUUAUUUUUACUCGUCAUAUCAGGGAGGGGUCUUCUUUCGGCAUCAACAACUAGCACAACAGAACCCGCACAGCCGUCUUUGCCGUUUGGUGGGAGGAUAACGGGGAGGGGAGGGAUGCGGGUAGAGGAGGAAAAAUGUAAUUUUACGAAUAAACAAGGGGAAGGUA